CACCUAUACACCUAUAUAUACAACUUGUUUACCAGUUUACCGCCACAGUUUAAACACAAACACUAACGAACGCGAGAAAAAAAACGAUUCUUUCAAUUCGAACGAAAUUCUAAGUGAGCAAAAAUGAGUCUGGUUCCGUACAACCGAUAUUCCUGGGACGAUGAUUUCUUCAGGUCUCAGCGUGCCUUGGAAAGGAAGCUCUUCGACGAUUAUCUGCCGCCUUUUGAUCUGGAUAUGUGGAGCGACAAAUGGUGGUGGAACAGUCGCAUUGGGGAUCAAAUCAAGCACGUCAAUAACUUCAUGAACAGCUCUUUGAUUGGUACUCAUGAACUUGGAUCGUCAACUCUCAGGUAG
Messenger RNA from Acanthoscelides obtectus, 354 nucleotides. The record is from the annotation of a GenBank genome assembly. Lineage: Eukaryota; Metazoa; Arthropoda; Insecta; Coleoptera; Chrysomelidae.